Messenger RNA from Penicillium salamii, 981 nucleotides. The record is from the annotation of a GenBank genome assembly. Lineage: Eukaryota; Fungi; Ascomycota; Eurotiomycetes; Eurotiales; Aspergillaceae.
AUGGUCAAGUCAACCAUCACACUCGCCUCCGGCAAGGAAAUGCCCCUCGUGGGUUUUGGUCUAUGGAAAGUCCCGAAAGAGACAGCCGCAGACACUGUAUACAACGCCAUUAAAGCCGGAUACAGACUGUUCGACGGAGCAUACGAUUACCAAAAUGAAAAAGAAGCCGGCGAAGGUAUCCAGCGCGCCAUCGCCGACGGCCUGGUCACUCGUCCUGAGAUCUUCAUCACAACCAAGCUAUGGAAUAACUACCACCGCCGCGAGCAUGCCAUUGAAAUGGCAAAGAAGCAAAACGACGCAUGGGGCCUUGGCUACAUCGACCUCUUCCUAAUGCACUUCCCCUGCGCAUUGAAGUACAUCGACCCUUCUAUCCGCCAAUACCCAGCAUGGUGGAUGGACGAUGCCGGCACCGUAUCCCCAGACAAUGUCCCCAUUCGCGAAACCUGGGAAGCCAUGGAGAGCCUCGUUGACAGCGGCGUGGCGCACAGUAUUGGCGUGAGCAAUUUCCAGGCGCAGAGCUUGUACGAUAUCAAGACAUAUGCGCGACACCCAUUGUCUGCUCUGCAGAUCGAGCACCAUCCCUACCUUGCGCAGACGGAGCUUAUCCAGAUGGCGCAGGAGAAUGGCAUUGCUAUCACAGCAUACUCAAGCUUUGGGCCGCAGUCUUUUGUUGAGCUGCCUCCUGCGUUUUCGAAGAGAGCACAGGGCAUUCCGCUCCUGUUCAAUGCCGAGCCUGUUAAGGCUAUUGCAAGCAAGUAUGAUGUCACUCCUGCGCGGGUGCUGUUGCGUUGGGCUACGCAAAGAAACAUUGCUGUUAUUCCCAAGUCGAAUAACCAGACUCGUCUCGCUGAAAACUUGGAUGUUUUGGGCUUUGAUCUCACCUCUGAAGAGAUCGAGUCUAUCACGGCGUUGGAUCGCGGCUUGCGGUUCAACGACCCCGGUUUCUACUUGCCGAACUACCCUCUCCGGAUUUUUGCUUAG